Glycine soja is the source of this 4223-nucleotide messenger RNA. RefSeq names its product receptor-like protein 54. The transcript has a single exon. The record is from RefSeq and is a predicted model, not a curated record. The coding region runs from base 55 to 3357 and encodes 1100 amino acids. Lineage: Eukaryota; Viridiplantae; Streptophyta; Magnoliopsida; Fabales; Fabaceae. Gene Ontology annotation, molecular function: protein binding.
UCCUUACUAUCCUUCUAAGUUCUAACUGUUAGACCAUUAUUUUCAAAAUUCACUAUGAGAGCACACAAACUCUUGUUGUUUUUUAUACAAUUCUGCUUAAUAAACUAUAGUGCCAACAUCUUUCCAGCAAAUGGUUAUUUUCUUGGCCAUCAGUGUUCCAUUGUCCUCCAUUUGAAAAAUAACCUAAUAUUCAACUCUACAAAAUCCAAAAAGCUUACCCUUUGGAACCAAACUGAAGAUUGUUGCCAAUGGCAUGGGGUGACAUGCAACGAGGGGCGUGUUAUAGCCCUUGAUCUCAGUGAGGAGUCUAUCUCGGGAGGACUCGUUAAUUCAAGCUCUCUUUUCAGCCUUCAAUAUCUACAGAGCUUGAAUUUGGCUUUCAAUAACUUAAGUUCGGUGAUUCCUUCGGAGUUGUACAAGCUGAAUAAUUUACGUUAUUUGAACUUGUCUAAUGCUGGAUUUGAGGGGCAGAUUCCAGAUGAGAUUUUUCACCUCAGAAGGUUAGUUACUCUUGAUUUGUCUUCUUCAUUUACCUCACGUGAUAGGCUGAAACUUGAGAAGCCAGAUAUAGCAGUGUUUCAAAACCUUACAGAUAUCACAGAAUUGUAUCUAGAUGGUGUAGCAAUAUCUGCCAAAGGACAGGAAUGGGGUCAUGCUUUAUCUUCAUCGCAGAAGCUACGUGUUUUGAGCAUGUCAUCAUGCAAUCUCUCUGGACCUAUUGAUUCUUCACUAGCAAAGCUUCUGCCACUCACUGUUCUAAAAUUGAGCCACAACAACAUGUCAAGCGCAGUGCCAAAAUCCUUUGUAAAUUUCUCCAAUUUAGUCACACUAGAGUUAAGAAGUUGUGGCUUGAAUGGUUCUUUUCCAAAAGAUAUCUUCCAAAUAUCAACGUUGAAGUUCCUUGACAUCUCAGACAACCAAGAUCUUGGGGGUUCUUUGCCAAACUUCCCACAACAUGGUUCUCUUCAUGACCUGAAUCUUAGCUAUACAAAUUUCUCAGGAAAGCUUCCAGGUGCAAUUUCCAAUUUGAAGCAGUUAUCUGCAAUUGAUCUAUCUUACUGCCAAUUUAAUGGUACACUUCCUAGUUCAUUCUCAGAACUCAGCCAACUUGUUUAUCUAGACUUGUCUUCCAAUAACUUUACAGGUUCGCUUCCUUCUUUUAAUUUGUCCAAGAAUCUCACAUAUUUAUCCCUUUUUAAUAAUCAUUUAAGUGGGGUGUUGCCAUCCAGUCAUUUUGAGGGCCUUAAAAAGCUUGUCAGCAUUGAUUUGGGGUUUAAUUUUUUCGGUGGGAGUCUCCCCUCAUCUCUACUUAAACUCCCAUAUUUGCGAGAACUUAAACUUCCUUUUAAUCAAUUCAAUGGUUCCUUGGAUGAGUUUGUGAUUGCCUCCCCUUUGUUAGAAAUGCUUGAUUUAUGUAACAAUAAUAUUCGAGGGCCUAUUCCUAUGUCUAUUUUUAACCUCAGAACACUUCGUGUCAUUCAGCUUAAGUCAAAUAAGUUUAAUGGCACAAUACAAUUGGACAAGAUUCGCAAGCUGAGUAAUUUAAUUGAACUAGGCCUCUCACAUAACAAUUUGUCAGUUGAUAUAAACUUUAGGGAUGAUCAUGACCUGUCACCCUUUCCUCAUAUGACGCAUAUAAUGUUGGCUUCCUGUAAGUUGAGACGAAUUCCUAGUUUCUUGAUAAAUCAGUCCAUAUUAAUAUAUCUUGAUCUAUCUGACAACGGGAUCGAAGGACCAAUACCUAACUGGAUUUCGCAACUUGGAUAUCUUGCUCAUUUGAAUCUUUCCAAAAAUUUUCUCACACAUUUACAAGAAAGUAAUACUCUUGUUCGUUUGACAAACCUUUUACUUGUCGAUCUUAGUUCCAACCAACUGCAAGAGUCUUUUCCUUUCAUUCCAAGCUUUAUAACUCAUUUGGACUACUCAAACAAUAGAUUCAACUCUGUCAUUCCAAUGGACAUCGGAAAUCAUCUCCCUUUCAUGAAUUUCUUGUCUCUUUCAAACAAUAGUUUUCAGGGACAAAUCCCUGAAUCAUUUUGCAAUGCUUCAAGUCUUCUCCUGCUAGAUCUUUCCCUUAAUAACUUUGUGGGGAUGAUUCCCAUGUGUAUUACUAAGUUGAGUAACACUCUAAAGGUGUUGCACUUUGGUGGAAACAAACUCCAAGGUUAUAUUCCUAAUACUCUGCCAACUUCAUGCACUCUAAAGUUAUUGGAUCUAAAUGACAAUCUCUUGGAGGGUACCAUUCCAAAAUCUUUAGCCAAUUGCCAGAAACUACAAGUCCUAAACCUUCAAAAAAAUUUAUUGAGUGACAGAUUUCCAUGUUUCUUAACUAAUAUUUCCACCUUGAGAAUCAUGGAUUUAAGGUCAAACAAACUUCAUGGAUCAAUCGGAUGCCCAAGAAGCAGCGGUGAUUGGGAAAUGCUUCAUGUUGUUGAUCUAGCCUCCAAUAAUUUCAGUGGGGCAAUACCAGGAGCACUAUUAAACACUUGGAAAGCAAUGAAGCCUGAAUUUGGUCACUUAUUUUUUGAUCUCGUUGAUUACUAUGACCAAAAGAAUUUCAAGGAUUUAUUGACACAUACGAACAAAAGUAUUGUAGCUAUAUUAGCUAAACUUGUUACAAACGUACCUCGCUCUAUCCUUGACCAGACAUCUUCCGAUAAUUAUAAUACAGGGGAGCUCUCUCGAUAUCAGGAUUCAAUUAUUAUUACCUACAAAGGUAAACAAAUAAAGUUGGUAAGAAUUCAAAGGGCCUUCACUUACGUGGAUAUGUCAAGCAACAAUUUUGAGGGUCCAAUACCAAAUGAGCUAAUGCAGUUCAAGGGAUUGAAUGCUCUUAACUUGUCAAAUAAUGCCCUCUCAGGUCAUGUCCCAUCAUCUAUUGGAAAUUUGAAGAAUCUUGAGUCUUUAGACUUGUCAAACAAUUCUUUCAAUGGAGAAAUUCCAACAGAGCUCGCAAGUCUAUCUUUCCUUGCAUAUUUGAAUCUCUCAUAUAAUCACCUGGUGGGGGAAAUUCCAAAGGGUACCCAAGUUCAAUCAUUUGAUGCAGAUUCCUUUGAAGGGAAUGAAGAGUUAUUUGGACCUCCACUGACCCAUAAUUGCAGCAACGAUGAAGUGCCAACACCUGAAACACCUCAUUCACACACUGAGAGUUCAAUUGAUUGGACUUUUUUAAGUGUAGAGUUGGGAUGUAUUUUUGGCUUUGGAAUUUUCAUCUUACCUCUUAUUUUCUGGAGUAGAUGGAGGUUGUGGUAUUCCAAACGCGUUGAUGAGAUGCUUCACAGAAUCAUCCCCCAGCUUGAUUUUGCGUACCAACACCGUGGAGGGAAGCGAUACAAAAUCCUUGUGUGGAGGUACUGAAAUCUAAUGUAAAAGUUUUACUGGUUGAGCUUCUGCAAUUGGGCAAUUACUGUUCAUAAUAUUUUGCUUUUGUAUGUUUUAAUAUUCCUUUGUUUAUGAGCAAUGUCAAAUAAGUACUGUUUCCAUUAAUCAUGUUGAGACCAGCGAUAAAGCAAAGUAGUUAGUAAUCUCAAGAUGUGUUUUAAAUGAUUGUUUGACAGUUCGGUUAGUUUAAGUUAUAUUGAGUUGUAAAAUGUAUAGAUAUAUUUUUUUUUGGCUAACAAUAUACUAGAUGAGUUUGAAUUUGGUGUGGAGUUGGAUGAGACUUUUGUUCUGUUGGGAGGAAUACCUUUCUUGAAAUUUAGGAAUCUUGUCUAUUAUGUUUUAUCCGUUAAAGUGGAGAAAGAUAUAUGGUCCUGGAAAGAGGAUGCUUCUCAUGUCUAUACUGUUUGUUCAGCUUACAAUUUUCUGUUUUCUUCUCUUCUGUUAGGACCAAAUAAUUUCUUUGGUGUGUUGCUAAACAGCAUUUGGAAGUACUCUGUCUUGGAGAUUGAUGCUAGACAGACAGAAGCCGCUCUACUCAAGAAGGGGCUAAAGUUGAAUGGUCUUGGCUUGUUGGGUCCACUUUAUAGUUUUGUCGAAGAAGAUUAUAGUCACUUAUUUGUCUCUUGCCUAUUUCUCUUACUGUAUUUGGUUUGCUAUUUUAUUGGCGCCCUCUUCUUAUGGGGCGUUGUUUAUCCAAUUUGGCUAGUUAUUGGGUACGUAGGAGACAAGUUAAGAAUUUUUUUUUUUUUUUUUUUAAAUUUGGCAUGCAAUUGUGUUGUCUAUAUUGUAAAUUUUUUUGUUGUUACGAGUUUUUAAUAUAUCAAAAUUUUUGUUUUGAUUCA